This is a messenger RNA of Oreochromis aureus, 3957 nucleotides long. RefSeq names its product LON peptidase N-terminal domain and RING finger protein 3. Gene Ontology annotation, biological process: protein ubiquitination. The coding region runs from base 159 to 2381 and encodes 740 amino acids. The record is from RefSeq and is a predicted model, not a curated record. Lineage: Eukaryota; Metazoa; Chordata; Actinopteri; Cichliformes; Cichlidae. Gene Ontology annotation, molecular function: ubiquitin-protein transferase activity; protein binding. The transcript has 12 exons.
GGUCCAUUGAGAAUAAUAUCGGUCCUUCCUGGACUAGGGCAUGAACGUGCAGAGUUGUCAGUCGUUUGCAGCGGAGGGGACAGACGUGAAUGGCAGCAGCUGGGGUACAGACAUGCACCACGUAGAUGAGCUGAUACGCUUCGGACAGCCUGCUCUGUAUGGAGACGGAGAGUGAGAGCAUGCUGCAUCUCGCAGCAGAGGCUUUCAAGUCGAAAAACUUCGACCUGGCCGCGGACAUCUACGAGUGCCAGCUGGCGUGUCUCGGAGAUCCGGAGAGCCGGCGGGAGCUGAUGGUGAAGCGGGCUGACGCGCUCGCGUUCGGGGGGAAAUUCACGGAAGCUUUUGAUGUGUACCGGCAAGCCUCGGAGAUAGAGAGGCUGAGACCCGCUCACCUGGCCAACCUCAUAGAGUACCUGUCGGGUACUAUACGGAGGCAAGACGGGGGUGAGAGGCAGCGGGGCAACCCGUACAGGGCAAAGGAGGCAGGCGCGGCUGUGUGCCCGGGAGCGGGUGCCACAGGUUGCGGGUAUGAAGACUUCUCCUGCCGGAUAUGCCUGAGCUUUCUGUUCGAGCCGGUGACUCUGACGUGCGGUCACUGCUUUUGUAAAAAGUGUCUGGAGAGGGAGAGGAAAGAGAAGGAGCGACCGGUGGUGUGUAAGGAGUGCAGGAAUGUCUCAGCAGUGAGCGACAGCCUAAGUCUCAGGGUGAAUGUGGUCCUCAGCAACCUGCUGGCCAAGUGGUUCCCCACCCAGUACCAGGCCGGCCAGCUGAGGCGGGAGGGCAACGGGCUGUACGCCGAGAAGAAGAUGGAAGCUGCCCUGGAGAAGUAUAACCAAGCAAUACUCACAGCACCAACAGACCACAUACUGUUUAGUAACCGCUCCCAGAUCCACUCGAGCCUGAAACGACACGAAAAGGCUCUGAUGGACGCUGAGAUGGCCUGUAGACUGAUGCCUCACUGGCCCAAGGGUCACAUUCGUAAGGGCCAGGCCCUGGUGUCAUUGGGCAGGACUGAGGAGGCUCUAAGAGAGUACCUAGUGUGUCUGUCCAUAGAGCCUGACUGUAAACUUGCUAAGACUGAGGCUCACAAGAUCCUGAGUGAUCUGCUGGCUCCAGUCAGAGAUCAGGUCCCUGAACACAUCUCUGACUACUCCUAUAUACUGUCUUCCAGAGCACACAUCAAAAACAGCAUCAGUGCUCCCUUCCAUACCCUUAGUCCCGGAUCGCUGUCUCCAGAGUCUUAUCUUACCUCGACUCUCCCUGCACCAGAGAGGUCACCAAAGGAGAAUCAAAGCAAAAGUCAGGGGGGGGCAGAGGCCAGGAGGUUUGACCAGUGCUUCCUUACCAAACGGAAACGAAGGAUUUCAGAAGAGGAGGCGAAGGUGGAGCUUCACGGGAAGAACAACGAUCACAAGAGAUCCAAAUCUGAGCCAAACGAGGAGCCGGAAUAUUUGAGCUCUGUGGAUGACGACUUCUUUGACCCCGCAGAUCUGGAGUGUCCCCUUUGUAUGAGACUGUUCUAUGAACCAGUGACAACACCGUGUGGGCACACUUUCUGCCUUCAGUGUUUGGAGAGAUGUCUGGACCAUAACCCAAAGUGUCCCCUUUGUAAAGAGGAUAUGUCUGAGUAUCUGGUCCAGAGGAAAUACUGUAAGACGGUAAUAAUUGAGAACCUGAUAUCGAAGUAUCUUCCCUCUGAGCUCAUGGAAAGACAGAAAAUCCACCUGGAGGAGAUGGCUGAGCUCUCCAAUCUUAACAAGAAUGUGCCUAUAUUCGUGUGCACCAUGGCCUUCCCUACUGUGCCGUGCCCUCUCCAUAUCUUCGAGCCCUGCUACAGACUGAUGAUUCGCCGAUGCAUGGAGACGGGCACCAACUGCUUUGGCAUGUGUCUGGGAGAUGACCUCAAAGGGUUUGCUGACUACGGGUGCCUACUGGAGAUCCGCGAUGUCAAGUUCUUCUCCGACGGCCGUUCGGUUGUGGACACAAUAGGCAAACGGAGGUUUAAAGUAAUUCAGCACAGUGAGAGGGACGGCUACAACACAGCUGAUAUAGAGUACCUGGAAGAUGUUAAGGUGGAGGGCGUAGCAGAGCGCGAGCUGCAGUGUCUGCAUGACGUGGUGUACGAGCAGGCCGUGUAUUGGGUCAACUCUCUGAAAGCUGAGCAGAAAGCUCGCAUUGAAGGCCACUUCGGACCAAUGCCUGACAAAGACUCUGAACUUCAGGCCAGCCCUAACGGUCCCUCGUGGUGUUGGUGGUUACUAGCAGUUCUUCCUUUAGAGGGCCGAGCUCAGCUACCAUUCCUCGCCCUCACGUCUCUGAGAGACCGUCUCAGCGGCAUCCGCAAGGUGCUGCUCUUCAUGUCGCAGAACAGGAGCCGGUGACGUGCGCACCUGAUCCUAAAGCAGCAGUUGACCUGCUGUUCUUCCUCUUUGAUGCACAAAGAACUGACGCUGAUGGCGUCGCACCUUCCCCGUUGUAGCGCCGAUGUCAUCCAAGCAUCAACAGCAAAUUUAACUAAGCAACAGCUGAGAUAACGUAGAUCUGAAUGAAUAAAGAAACGCCUUCCGUCAUCACUUUCACAGAGCAGCAGUCCUGGCAGACCCACAAACUCGAGCUGUGUUCAGACAGAUCGGGGAGUCUGGCAUCACAGUUGUCUGUUUGAAACCAUCAGAGUCGUCACGCUGUUACAUCACUGUAUUUCGUUGAUAAUGUGCACGUGCUAGGUGUACUUUUUUUUUUUUUUUUUUUUUGUAUAAGAAAAAGCUGCUGUGCUGCGAUCUCUUAAUCUGCCCAGAUUGCCACUCUCACCUUUCUGUCUGUCUGCCAUGUUUGCAGUUCUCCGCUCGUCCUUUUGCCACACUUUGCAGUUUGAUCAGAGCGUCUUCUAAAAAGAUAUGUCAGAAAAACCCGAUAUGAGUGUCAUAUAUGUGCUUCCUGUCUGAACAUAGCCUACAGAGCAAAGACAAAUGAAAUCCUCCCAACGAAACAGCCUGCAAAUCAAAUCAUAGCUGGAAAUGGUGAUUCAUUUAACCGACCAUGACGGCGCUUUGUUUGUCUUUCAGUGUACAGAUGAAGAAAGAUCAAACCUUAGUAUGAAUCUGAAAAAUGUACUCGCCGUACAUAAUAUACUCUGUUUACUUCAUCUACUCUCUUACCACCUUUAGUGUAUCUUGCAGUAAUUAGUCCAUCAGCUCUUCCGUCUUUCCUUCAUGGCUCCUCCCUUCUUCCUCUCAUUCAAACGAAUAACAAGAGAAUCAGCUUUUACGUUGGUUUGCUUUAAAAGCUUUUUGUUCUUGUUUUAUUCAUUUUUUUUGUAUGUUUUGAUGUUGAUUUCCUUUAUUUAUUCAUUGUUUUUAUUUAUGCAUGCAGUGACAUUGUUUACAUUUCACAAAAAGAGAGCUGCUCACGUUCCAAAGUCCUCCUUUUUUUUAAUUUAAUUUUUUAAAACCCCACCUAUUCGCAGCUUUUACAGUCAAAAUGUGGCACCAACAUGAAGCUGGCACGCUCUCAAACCAAACCUUUUUCUAGAUGAUGGCUGGUGAUCCACAUUGAUUAUGUGUGUUGACUUGAACAUAUUUGGAUCCCUGUGCUGUGAGAAGCAUCAUUCAGCAUCAUGGACUCAUUACCACCAAUAUUUGGAGUUUGAUGCCAUUAUCUGCUAAAUGUAUUUAUUCAGUAUUUAUUUGCACUUUCACAUCAAGUAAGGGAAAGGAACAGUGGAGGCAGAAAAAAGCAAAGUUCUCUGGGUUAUUUUGUGUUUGUUUUUUUUCUUUGGUAAAGGGUGACGCAACAAAACAAAACACAACUGAUGUUUUUGUAAAGGCCAGUGCCUUCCAUCCGCACACAAAGACGAUGGUGUGGAUCCAUUUGUAUACCAUUUAAACCAGUUUUAAUGGAAAGUUGUUGCUUUCAAACAAUAAAUUCACAGCAGCAUAAAAUAAAAAAGCAAAGCAAAAA